This is a messenger RNA of Apus apus (common swift), 5791 nucleotides long. It is a transcript of the gene ESRRB, whose product is annotated as estrogen related receptor beta. The coding region runs from base 185 to 1540 and encodes 451 amino acids. Gene Ontology annotation, molecular function: DNA-binding transcription factor activity; zinc ion binding; steroid binding. Lineage: Eukaryota; Metazoa; Chordata; Aves; Apodiformes; Apodidae. The transcript has 8 exons. Gene Ontology annotation, cellular component: nucleus. Gene Ontology annotation, biological process: regulation of DNA-templated transcription. The record is from RefSeq and is a predicted model, not a curated record.
AGACGCAGAGGGGACUGUCGCUGGUGCAGGCGGAACCAAAAGAUAUUUAAUCAGCAAUUAGGAACACCUGAGGGCAAGGGAAAUUCUACUCCAGCCUCAAGCUUCAUCUCUCAGCCCGCAGCAUGACCCCUGCCUCAUUCACUGCAUGUGAUGGACCUGCUCUGAGAUAAAUCAGAGUUGCAUAAUGAAAGAGAACAUCUGUAGGACCCCUGCCUCAUUUGUCAGGCUGCUCGGCAGAAUGGCCACAGAGGAGCGGCACCUCUCCUCCAGCUGUGGGUCCUUCAUCAAGACCGAGCCCUCCAGCCCAUCUUCUGGCAUCGACGCCAUCAGCCACCACAGCCCGAGUGGCUCCUCCGACGCUAGUGGUGGCUACGGCAUCGCCAUGGGAGGCCACCCCAAUGGCCUAGACUCACCACCCAUGUUCAAUGGCACGGGGCUUGGUGGUGGGUCCUGCCGUAAGCGUUACGACGACUGUGCCAGCGCCAUCAUGGAGGACUCACCCACCAAGUGCGAGUACAUGCUCAAUGCAAUCCCCAAGCGGCUGUGCCUGGUGUGCGGGGACAUUGCUUCUGGGUAUCACUACGGCGUGGCUUCCUGUGAGGCGUGCAAAGCCUUCUUCAAGAGGACUAUUCAAGGGAAUAUUGAAUACAGCUGCCCGGCCACCAAUGAAUGUGAAAUCACGAAACGGAGGCGCAAGUCCUGUCAGGCCUGUCGCUUCAUGAAAUGCCUCAAAGUGGGGAUGCUAAAAGAAGGUGUUCGUCUGGAUCGAGUCCGUGGAGGCCGUCAGAAAUACAAGAGGAGACUGGAUUCUGAGAGUAGCACUUACCUGAGCCUGCAGAUCCCUCCCCCAGCUAAAAAGCCAUUGACUAAGAUCGUCUCCCAUUUGCUGGUGGCUGAGCCAGAGAAGAUUUAUGCCAUGCCUGAUCCAACCAUGCCAGAGAGUGACAUCAAAGCCCUGACAACCCUGUGUGACCUGGCAGACAGGGAACUGGUGGUGAUCAUUGGCUGGGCAAAGCACAUCCCAGGGUUCUCCAACCUCUCUCUUGGGGACCAGAUGAGCCUCCUGCAGAGCGCCUGGAUGGAAAUCCUCAUCCUGGGCAUUGUGUACCGCUCCCUGCCAUAUGAGGACAAGCUUGUCUAUGCUGAGGACUACAUCAUGGAUGAAGAGCACUCUCGUCUGACGGGGCUGCUGGAGCUCUACCUGGCCAUCCUACAGCUGGUGCGCCGCUACAAGAAGCUCAAGGUGGAAAAGGAGGAGUUUGUCACACUCAAAGCUCUGGCCCUCGCCAACUCAGACUCAAUGCACAUAGAGGACAUGGAUGCAGUGCAGAAACUCCAGGACCUUCUCCAUGAAGCCCUGCAGGACUACGAGCUGAGUCAGCGCAACGAGGAGCCCCGGCGAGCAGGCAAGCUGCUCCUGACCUUGCCACUCCUGCGGCAGACAGCUGCCAAAGCUGUGCAGCACUUCUACAGCAUCAAACUGCAGGGCAAGGUUCCCAUGCAUAAACUCUUCCUAGAAAUGCUAGAGGCAAAGGUCUGACAGCCCCAGCGCCAGCCGACAGUGGCCGGGGAACAAACUAGAAACAAAGAUGCAGACAACGGAGCAAUCCAAACAGCAGCAGCAGCAGCCACCGCCGGCUUUUAUCUCCAAUCAUUUAUUAUGGAAGAAUUACUUAAUGUCUAUCUGUCGGCGUGACUGCAGAAUCUCAUGUACAGGAGGGGGGGAAACUCUUUUAAUCAGUCACCUGUUUCUCUUUCUUUCGUUUGUUUUCUCUGUGGGAAAUACCAGAAUAUGCUCUUGCACUUGUUGAGGCAGUCACUGGGGCUCAGCCCCUCUGAGCAGUGAUGCUCUCAGCAUCAUCCAGGCUGCCUGCUCCCCAGCUCCCUCUGCCAGUGCUGGAGGGGAAGCGGGGACAGAAGCAAGAAGAGAGGAAGAACAGAGUCAAUAUAAACUUUAUCUGCUGGUAUUGUGAGGGGUCAAAUAGAAAGGGAAGCAGCCUGGGGGAAGGGAAGCAGCAUCUUCUUUUUGUCACCUUUCUGGCUCUAACCAUAGAGCAGAUGCUCCUUUGGAGAAGAGCACUGCUGGACCUCUCCUGAUCAAAACAGCUGCCUCUCAGGCUCCUCUUGUGACAGCUAACACUUGUACAUACAGGCCCCACUUCUUACCGGGAAAGAUGCUCCUAACUGUGUAAGAUAUUCUGCGACCUUGUACAGUGUGUCAUUACACCUGGCUAGUCCCUCCCAUGUACAAUCCCCACAGGCCCCCAAAGAGGUAGGAUGUAUGACCCUGAAAUAAUGCAAUCUCCUUUCACAGAUGGCAAGAAAAACAGAAAAGAGCCUGAUGUUCUGCUUCAGUGCUGGAUUAACGUGAUAAUCUCUGCAUCCUCUCCUAUGUGGUGCUAACUACAGUCCUUCCACACUUUUCACCCUAUAGUAUAUCAAACCUGCCUCUUCAGCUCAGCUGAGUGCUGUUCCCCACUUGUUCCUCAUGGCAGAGAAGACAAGGCUUUGUCUGCAUGGUUACUGCCCAAGUAUAAAUACACCCCAAACUAGGGCUUUCCUAGACUUCAUUAAAGUGAUAGCUCUUUGCCUCCACAGAGAUUUAGGCUUAUUGCCAAAUGCUAGUUAGGAAUCAAGGGCACUGCUAUUUUCAGGAGGCAGCUCUUGAGCCUGAGAGAUUGCUUUUUUGUGGCAGUCUAGGGAAAUAAAUUAGAGGGUGGCAUGAAAUACCCAAGACCCCCAACUACUGUCUUCCCCUGCCUCAUCCCAUUAUCCUCAACAGCAGCAAAAGAGCUACCAUAGCUUAUAUCUGGGCCUGGUAAGAGGUUCUGUCGCUGAUGGGAAAGCAAGUACCUGACCUUGAGGUGGCAGGAGAAGUGGGGGGAAGGUUUAUUUACUCCUCUCAUGUAAUGUUUCUGCUGUCUCCAGGUCUUGGUUCAAAUCUGCUGCCUAGAACACAACUUGCUGUAUUCCUAGUAGCCAGAGAAGAAUGUAGGUGACUGACAAAACUGGCUGUAGGCAUUCUCUGAGAUUUUAUUUUCUAGGUGACAUAGUUUUAAGCCAGCCUGAGCUAAUGAAACCUGAUUGCAUUGUCUGUUUUGUGGUCGUUGGUCACCUGUGGCAGUAGAGGUGAGAAAAAGCCUCUGAUUUACAUUUGAGACACAGUAGCUAUACUGCCUCUGUUCCCCUCAAGCUUCUAUCCCUUCCUGGCCAGCCCAUGAGAAAUGUCAUGUGGCAGAGGACUAACUUGUCCCCUGGAGUAAGUCUUGCAAACUAGAGUUGGGGUGUCUGAUCAGGGAGACAUCGGGUGCUUGUUUUCUACUGGAGCAGAACGUGUCACAGCAGGGCAGUCAGUGCUGCAGAACAAUGCCCAGGCUGGCUCAGAGACUGGGGGCUGUAACUGAUGCUGACCUCUCAGCUCUUGCAGCCAGCCCACUCCUAAUACUUGAGUUAAUUCAUUUUCAUCUCCUUUGAGUUUUCCCUACACUACACAGCCAUAGCUACUCUCAUUCAUUUUGUACUCGCUUGAUAAAGGAAUUUAGGCUUGCUUCAGGCACAAGAGUAAACCAACAGAGACCUAAGUGGCAGAAGGCACGUGGGAGCUGAGACUGCUUCCAUGCUCACAGCAGUAGCAAUUACUCAGUGGCUUUGAAUGGAUACUUGUUCUUCUCUCCCCAGCUGCCUUCCUGAGGCAGCUGGGGAGAAAUGAGAGGCUUUUGGUUGCACUUACAAUCCCUGUACUCAUCUGUGACUGAGGGGGACCAAAAUGAAAUUCAUGCUGCCACAUACAGGCCCAGCUUGCCAUGUGCUGCACCCUGGCAACUCUUUCUGGCUGUGGCAUAAAUGCUCUUCCAAUAGUGCUGGCUUGCACUAGUGCCUGAAAAUUUGACUAAUUUGACCACUGUUGCUCCCCUGCCAAGUUCCACCAAGCUCAGCCACAGCACAUUGAGUCCUGAUGUGCUGUGCAAAGGUUUCUGACCCAAAAUGGGCUGAAAACAUGCUAAGAAGCAAUUCUUGCUCUGUCGGGCCCUGCUGGACAGGUCACUUAAAAAAAAAAAAAAAAGGGCUCUUCCAGCUUUGUUGUAUUUGAACUCCUGCCUUCUUUCCAGAGCAGAAGGGAAGAACUACCUACAAAACGUGACUAUGGAGAGGUGCUGAGUUAGUUUCUAGCCCACAGACUGCUGGCUAUUUAGAGUAGUGCUAUGGUAUGGAGGCAACUCCUGCCUUGGCAACAAUAUAAAGAUACCAAAUGUAUUUAUUUCCAGAACCUUAUUUCUGCAUUACAGCUGCAUAACCUUGGAGCCCAUCUGGGUAUCUUCCAUUGCUUGAAGAUAACAUGCCUGGAAAUGUUUGCAUUGCUUCUGAAAUAGAAUGGGAACUGAACCAGACAGUAAUUAGCAUAUAUUAAUCUCUUUAAGCAAGGAACGCAAACUAUUCCCCAGGAACUGGGACAGAAACACCUGUCUAGGUUUAACCCUGGAAAGGCUUGCACCAUCUUAAAUUGAGAACCAGGUCAGGUCUCUUGGGCCCUUCAGACCAGUGCAGGAAUCACACACAUCUCUUUCCAGUUAUUCUGAUCUGCUGUGCAUCACUAGUACUGUCACAUGGUCACAGCUGAGGAGCAUGUCCAACUACACAGUGAGCUGGGCUUGCAGAAAAGGGUCACUUCUCUCAGUGCUCUUUGAAGUAGGAAAUGGGGCUUCAGCAACUGCUUAGGUCUUUGAAAGCUCAGUCUCUUACAAAAAGGUCUGGGGAUGUGGAAGCUGAGAUGUGAACUAAGAACUGGUUCUGGGUCAGUACUCUUCACACCAUUCAUUUGUAAUGUAGGAGUCAGAGUCAGCACCUUACAACUGUGCUUCUACAUGGGGCAAAAGAUGGUGGAGCUUGAGCCUUGGGACACAAAUGGGCUCUAUGAAUUAAAGAAAAGCAAAGCUGUAGAGGUAAGUGUUUCAGUGAGAGUGAAUAAGCAUGAAGCCCACAUCCAGCAACUGAUACCAGCAGCUCCAGCCCCUGAUUUGCAUGUGCAGGUAACAGAAACCACAUACCUGUCAGCUACUACAAAAGUAGUCCCAAGUGACCAGCAUUUCUAUUUUUGGCACAUUCUUCUCUGGGAACAGCAGUGUCUGGCCUGUAAUGCAAAGUAAAUUUCAGGCGGAUCAAUUAAAACAAAAGGUAAAAUACAACACAGAGUUAGGUUUCUGGGGAAACUUGGGCAUUACACCUUGCAGCAAAACUGUGAAGCUGUAAGAAAUUCCCCCACAAUAAUCAGAACCUUGCAGUAUUGCUCAUGCUAAGGGGGUAUUGUUUUUGUCUUUGUAAGCUAAGUCAUCUCUUUUUUAAAAAAAAUACUACAAACAUACAAAAUAAAACAUGCUGCACCAGAAACAUGUAAGCAGCUAUUAGAGGGGAAAGUGAUUGAGAAAGACCCUAGAAUGUAACUUGUUGAGAUUUUAUUACUAAUCAGAGCUGAGAAAAAGAGCUUCUACUUUGUAUCCACAGGCUAUAAAUAAUCAUAUGGCCAAAGGCCACUCUGUUGUUCUUGUGGCUGCAUUAUAUGGAGAAGCCAGAGAGACAGAGGCUUUGAGAGUGAUGCAGGGAGUUAUAGACAGUCAGUGAAAUAAACAGUAUCUACUUAACUAUAAUCUGCUCCUAAAACAAAACAACCAAAAAAAAAAAAAAAAGAAAAAAAAAAGGAAAAAAAAAAGAAAAAACCUGUUAAAUAAAUUGUAUUCUUGUGGUACAGGUCAUUUCAGACAAAACAAGAAAUAAAACAGAGAAAUGUAAAAACUAA